Messenger RNA from Corvus hawaiiensis (hawaiian crow), 2672 nucleotides. It is a transcript of the gene LRRN2, whose product is annotated as leucine rich repeat neuronal 2. Lineage: Eukaryota; Metazoa; Chordata; Aves; Passeriformes; Corvidae. Gene Ontology annotation, molecular function: protein binding. Bases 578 to 2632 code for a protein of 684 amino acids. The transcript is spliced from 2 exons. The record is from RefSeq and is a predicted model, not a curated record.
CUGUGCCAGGCGCCAGCCCUGCCCGGGCUGUGCCCUGCCGGCCUGGAGAGCCCCGGGAUCACCCCAGGAGCCGCUCCGGGAAUGGAAUCGGGGCUGGGAGGGACCCCGCGCUCCGUGUGUGGCUGAGCCAGCGCUGCCCUCGCGUCUCCCAGUGCCCAGACCGGCCCUGGCCGCCUCCCCUGGCUUCUCCCAGCGCCUGGAAAAAGGGAUUGGAGACACCCAGGAGGAGCGGGAGAAGCCGCUGGGCACGCAGGGAUGCUCGGGGCCGGGAAAAGCCCCUUGGAGCGGCGUUUCCAGGGAUGCUUUGGCUGGAAGUUGCAGGAAUGACCUCAAGGAGGAGCCUGGAAGAUGCAGCCGAGCGCGGGAACGACUCCUUUGGGGAGACAGAAGAGGCCCAGCUCUGACUGAGGCGCUCCCAGUGUUAUGAGCUCCCAUUUCAGGGCCGCCAGGCAGGGGCUGACGCUUCCAGGGGCUCGCAUGGAGCAUCCGCCCCCACGGGCGCCGUCCCCACCCUGCUGUCACCGCUGUCACCCCGUGGCCGGCUCUGGAUGCUCCCUGUGACCUUCCCCAGGCCAAAAUGAGAGGCCUCCAGCCCUGCUGCCUCCUGCUGUGCGUGGUGGCCGCCAGCGCCAUGCCCACGGUGCCCUGGAGGGUGGCGUGUCCCCCGCGCUGCGUGUGCCAGAUCCGGCCCUGGUACACGCCCCGCUCCGCCUACCGCGAGGCGGCCACGGUGGACUGCAACGACCUCUUCAUCACCUCCGUGCCCCCGGAGCUGCCCGAGGGCACCCAGACCCUGCUGCUGCAGAGCAACAACAUCGCCCGGCUGGAGCAGGGCGAGCUGGGCUACCUGCGGAACCUCUCGGAGCUGGAUCUGUCGCAGAACAGCUUCUCCGACGUCUGGGAUUUCGGGCUCAGGAACAUGCCCCAGCUGCUCAGCCUGCACCUGGAGGAGAACCUGCUCUCCGAGCUGCCCGACGGCAGCUUCCCGGGAAUGGGGAACCUGCAGGAGCUCUACCUGAACCACAACCGGCUCCGCAGCAUCGCCCCCCGCGCCUUCGCCGGCCUGGGCAGCCUCCUGAGGCUCCACCUCAACUCCAACCUGCUGAGGACGCUGGACAGCCGCUGGUUCCAGAUGCUGCCCAGCCUGGAGAUCCUCAUGAUCGGCGGGAACAAGGUGGACGCCAUCCUGGACAUGAAUUUCCGGCCCCUGGGCAACCUGCGGAGUUUGGUGCUGGCCGGGAUGCACCUGCGGGAGAUCUCGGAUUACGCCCUGGAAGGGCUGAAGAGCCUGGAGAGCCUCUCCUUCUACGACAACAAGCUGGCAGAUGUCCCCAAGAGGGCUCUGCAGCAGGUGCCCGGCCUCAAAUUCCUGGAUCUCAACAAGAACCCUCUGCAGAGGGUCAAGCAGAGCGACUUCACCAACAUGCUGCACCUCAAGGAGCUGGGCCUCAACAACAUGGACGAGCUGGUGUCCAUCGACCAGUUCGCCCUCAUCAACCUCCCCGAGCUGACCAAGCUGGACGUGACCAACAACCCCAAGCUGUCCUUCAUCCACCCCAAGGCCUUCCAGCAGCUGCCGCAGCUGGAGACGCUGAUGCUCAACAACAACGCCCUAAGUGCCUUGCACCGGCAGACGGUGGAGUCGCUGCCCAACCUGCAGGAGAUCAGCAUCCACGGCAACCCCCUGCGCUGCGACUGCGUCAUCCGCUGGGUCAACAGCACCCGGCCCCGCGUGCGCUUCAUCGAGCCCCAGUCCACGCUCUGCGCCGAGCCGCCCGACCUCCAGCGCCGCCACAUCCGCGACGUCCCGUUCCGGGACAUGACGGAGCAGUGCCUGCCCCUCAUCUCGGCCCGGAGCAUCCCGGCGCGCCUGGAGGCCGAGGUCGGCGACAGCGUGGCGCUGCACUGCCGGGCGCUGGCGGAGCCGGAGCCGGAGAUUUACUGGGUGACGCCGGCGGGGGUGAAGCUGCUGCCGUUCGGGAAUGAUGGAAAAUUCAAGGUGCACUCCGAGGGGACGCUGGAGAUCCGCGGGAUCGCGGCGCGCGAGGCCGGGCUCUACACGUGCGUGGCUCACAACCUGCUGGGUGCCGACACCCGCAGCGUCCGCGUGCUGGUCAACCACUCCUUCCCGCUGGGCCAGGACACGCUGGAGCUGCUGGUGGUGGACGUCCAGCCCCACCACAUCCUGCUGGCGUGGCAGCCGCGCCUCAACACCGUCUCCUCCAACCUCACCUGGGCCAGCUCCGCGCUCGGAUCCCGCACGGACGCGGCCGGAGCGGCGCGGAUCCCGUCGGGAACCCACAGCUUCAACAUCACCCGGCUGCGCCCCGACACCGAGUACUGGGCGUGUCUGCACGUGGCCUUGGUGGCCUCGCCAGCCAGGGUGGCCUGUGUCACCGCCAGGACUAAGGAGGCCGCCCAGGGGCUGCCGUGGGGACAGGGGAUGCCGGUGACGGCGCUGCUGCUCUGCCUGCUGCUCCUGGCCACCGCCGGGCUCGCGGCCCGCGCCGGAUCCCAGCGGGAAUUGCUCGGCGGGGCCGUGCGCGUGGUUUAUCCCGCGCAGCCCCCGCUGGCGCAGCCCCGGGGACACCUCCUGGCCGUGCAGGUGCAGGCAGCCCCCCCGGAUUGCUGAGGGAGGAUGGAUUUUGGGGGGAUUCAGCGGGAUUUUGGGG